This is a messenger RNA of Tarenaya hassleriana, 3772 nucleotides long. RefSeq names its product ATPase family AAA domain-containing protein 3C-like. Gene Ontology annotation, biological process: mitochondrion organization. Gene Ontology annotation, molecular function: ATP hydrolysis activity; zinc ion binding; ATP binding. Lineage: Eukaryota; Viridiplantae; Streptophyta; Magnoliopsida; Brassicales; Cleomaceae. Gene Ontology annotation, cellular component: mitochondrion. The record is from RefSeq and is a predicted model, not a curated record. Bases 309 to 2228 code for a protein of 639 amino acids. The transcript is spliced from 9 exons.
AGCUAAAGUACAUUCUGAUCUCAAAUAAGGGCCCAUAUCUAAAAUUUGGCCCAUUUCUACCUUUUGAUUGCUCUCCAAGCAAAAGAAAACUCGAGUCGACCGGAACACGCAUAUCCGACCUUUACAUACAUCCCCUUCGAAAAUUACCGUUUAAACCCUAGCCUCCGUGGGGUUUAUGGUCUCCUUCGUACGGAGAGCUAAACCCAGAAUCGGCCUGAAUCUUCGUGAUAUCGAACCCUUAUUCUCCAUACCCAGAUCUCGAAUUUUGAGUUUUGGGUGAUAGAGAGCUUGUUUCUUCGUCUCCAUCCAUGUCUGCUUCCAGAUUAUGCUCUGCUGCGGCGGCAGCUGCGGCGUUCACUUCAGUGUCAAUGUUUCAGAAUCGUGCUUACGCUGACUCUCCAUUUCGCUUUCCCUUCUACUCUUCCUCUCCGUCGCCUCCGCCGUCAAAUUCUUCAACGGAUCAGUCUUCGUCGAGCGCUAAGACGGAGGCUAAAUCGGAGGCGGAGGAGCCAAGAGGGUCGGGUUUUGACCCGGAAUCCUUGGAGAGAGGCGCUAAAGCUCUUCGAGAGAUCAACAGCUCUCCCCAUUCCAAACUGGUGUUUGAUCUGAUGAGGAAGCAAGAGAAAACUCGUUUGUCUGAACUAGAUGCAGAGAAAGCUCAAUAUAAAGCUGUUCAAGCACAAGCUGACAUUGACAGACAGUGGAAAUUGGCCGAAGACCAGAGAAAUCUCGUGCAGCAACAAGCUCAAGCCAAAGCCCAAAUGCUUCGGUAUGAAGAUGAGUUGACAAGGAAGCGACAGCAGACAGAUCAUGAAGCUCAGAGACGGCAUAAUGUUGAGUUGGUCAAGAUGCAAGAGGAGUCUUCUACCCGGAAAGAGAAAGCAAGAAUAGCCACAGAGGAACAAAUCCAAGCUCAGCAGCGUCAGACGGAGAAAGAGAGAGCCGAAAUUGUGAGGGAAACAAUCCGUGUCAAGGCCUUGGCUGAGGCUGAAGGCCGAGCUCAUGAAGCCAAACUUACUGAGGAGCAAAAUAGAAGAAUGCUUUUGGAUAGGGUAAACGGUGAAAGAGAGAAAUGGCUUGCAGCAAUUAACACAACCUUUAGCCACAUUGAAGGGGGCUUCAGGACCCUAUUAACUGAUAGGAACAAGCUAAUUAUGACUGUCGGAGGAGCUACAGCAUUAGCUGCCGGGGUUUACACGACUAGAGAAGGUGCUCGAGUUACCUGGGGUUAUAUCAACAGAAUCCUUGGGCAACCAUCCCUUAUUCGGGAAUCUUCCAUUGGCAGACUUCCAUGGUCAGGCACAAUGUCUCAAAUGAAGAAUAAAAUCUCUGGAUAUAGCACAGCAGCAGGAUCUGCAGGAGGGAAAAAGCCCCUUGAAAACGUCAUUGUCCAUCCUUCCUUACAAAAGAGGAUCGAGCAUCUUGCUAGAGCUACAGCGAAUACAAAGACCCAUCAAGCGCCAUUCCGCAACAUGCUGUUUUAUGGGCCUCCCGGUACUGGUAAAACUAUGGUUGCGAGGGAGAUAGCUCGGAAAUCGGGUCUGGACUAUGCUAUGAUGACUGGAGGAGAUGUUGCUCCCCUGGCUGCACAAGCUGUUACCAAAAUCCAUCAGAUAUUUGAUUGGGCUAAGAAGUCCAAGAAAGGUUUGCUGCUUUUCAUAGACGAAGCCGAUGCUUUCCUAUGCGAGCGCAACAGCACUUACAUGAGUGAGGCCCAACGUAGUGCACUGAACGCGUUGCUCUUCCGAACUGGUGAUCAAUCACGGGACAUAGUCCUGGUCCUGGCCACUAACAGACCCGGCGAUCUCGACAGUGCAAUCACCGACAGGAUUGACGAAGUGAUAGAAUUCCCCAUACCCGGCGAAGAAGAACGUUUUAAGCUUCUAAGACUCUAUCUGAACAAAUACCUGUCCGGGCAAGACAAUGGUGACAAGGACACUGAGCCCAGAAGAUGGAGCCAUCUAUUCAAGAAGAAACCGAGGGAGAUAACCAUGAAAGAGGACCUCGAAGACGAUGUGAUCAGAGAGGCGGCAAAGAAGACAGACGGCUUUUCGGGUCGUGAAAUAGCGAAGCUGUUGGCCGGUGUACAGGCGGCGGUGUACGGCCGGCCGGAUUGUGCGUUGGAUUCACAGCUUUUCAGAGAGAUUGUGGAUUACAAAGUUCAUGAACACCACCAAAGGGCCAAACUUGCGGCUGAAGGCAUCCAACCUUUGCCGCAGCUCGCCUAAUCUUUCCUAAUUUUUUUUUUUUUUUUUUUUUUUUUUUUUUUUUGAGGUUCCUUUCUUGGCUUAAGAGAAAGAACAAGAAAUAGAUUUGAUUUUUUCCCCUUUCUUUUAUCCAUUUGGUUUAUUUCGGAAGCUGUUAAAUUUUGUGUAAUCUUGAUUGUUGUAUGGGACAUUUAGGUCUAUUCAUCAAGAAGAGAAGAAUAAAGUUUGAAAACGAACCAAGGUUAGUUUUCUGUAUGGGUCCAUGAACACAUUUGAAAAAUGGGCUUGGGCUUCUAAAUUCGGGCUCCUCUUUACUCAGCGGUCCGGUUAUCUAAACCGGUUCUGAAAUUUCUUUACUUCAGGAAGCGAGCGAAGAAAGAGGUCAACCGUGUCCUAGCUUCAGUCACGGGAUGACACGUGGCGAAGACACACCGACAACGUCCCCGACAAAAGCGCCUAUUCGCUCGCCACGUAACAGAGAUGAAGCCACGUGGCGAAAAGCAACCGAUUCUUGCGAAGCACCUACGCUCUUGGGAGGUCGUCUUCUAUAACUUCCCUCACAGGAACAACACCAAAAUUGCCAGAAACAAAAACAAAAACAAAAAACGGAAACAUAGUAAAAAAAAUGUUGAAGAAUUAAAGGGGAGCAUUACUUUUUUUGGGUGCGAAAUGAUGGGAAAAAGAGCGGCGGCGGCGGUGCUGGUGCUGGUGGUGAUGCUGACGUGGCAGGAUACGUGCCGAGGAUUCACUGCGGAGGAAAUGGUGAGGUUAGAGGCGGAGCACGCGAGAAACGCCGCUGAGACGGCGAAGCAAAUAGCGGCGAAGACAUUUGAAGAAGCGAAGGACAAGUCUGCGUCGUGGGGCGAUUGGGUCUCCGACAAAACCUCCACAGGAUUUGGAAACAAGAAAGAAGAAGCAAAGGAAGCGGUGGACAGCGCAAAGAACUAUGCAUACGACAAAGCAGGUCAAGUGAAAGACUUUGCGUACGAGAAGGGUGAUCAUGUUAUAAGGAUGGCAACGGACAUGAGCCAGGAAGCUAAAGAAAGGGCAUACGAAGGAGCCAAACAAGGGUCGAGGAGUGGUAAAGAUAUGGCAGAAGACAAAGCAUACGAUGCCAAAGAAAGCAUGGAGAAGGCUAUGGAUUACGGGAGAGAGAAAGCGAACAAGGGUUACGAGGCCAUGGAAGGAUCGGUUGAGUACGCGAAAGAGAGAUCGUUCGAAGCCAAGGAUGGCGCGGGAGAAGCGGCUAGAGCUUUCGAAGAGGCCAUUGAAAAGGUCGGGGAGAAAUAUGGUGAAGCCAAGGAGACGAUGACCCAGAAAUCUAGAGAUGCUUACGAGGCUGCAAAAGAGAAAGCUUCUCAGGCUGCUGGAGAGUUGGGUUCCGAGAUGAGACAUCGAGGUGCCGAGCUAUGAACAUAUAAAACUAUGUAUAACACUAGCACAUAUAUGUCUGAAUGUAUGUAUGUAUAUUCCCACAUGUAGUGGCAGGUCUUGAUGAUGUUAGAUUUCAAGAACUGUCUACUGUUACUUGCACGCAGGUUCUGAAAUGAAAUCCGAGUUUCAUC